UAGGAGUUGGGAAUUUGGAAUCGCUCGGCAAAGCGGGCGGUAACAGCUAGUUUUUAAAUGAAAAUGAUAUAACUAAGCAAUUAUUGAAAAGUAAGAAAAUAAUUACUAAAAGAAGAAGUGCAACUAGUAUCAUACAUGAUACAUUUGAAGUCGAUUAAAAAUUACGGUAACAGUAAAAUUAAAGUUGAAGUAAAUAAUACUAAAAAUUUUAACGAUACGUAAUUAAAAAUGAGAUUGAAUGUAGUAUUAUAUCGGCAACAUAUUGGUCGAAUGUUUAAGAAACAUUGGAUUAUCCAAGGAAAACGUACACCAAUUGAUACAACACAAGAUAUUCAAAAUGAACUAUUAAAAAUUAGAAAUGAUAUCAAAAUCGAAGAUCCAAAACAAUUAUUUGAAACAGAAGAUAAAGAACAAUUGUUAAAAGUGAGUACAGUAGAUUUCAAAGAAAUCAAUAAAAAAUCAGUUUAUUAUUACGAUACUUCAAAUAAUUUGAAAAAACAAGAUCGUAUUUGUCAUGUUUUUAAUGAUUCGAAUGUACUAGUUGGUGGAGUUGAACAAGCAAAAGUUUUAUUAAAUACAUUACAGUUGGAUACCACUGAUCAGAAUGUAUUAGAUAAAUUAUUAUCUAAUAAACAAGAGAAAUUUAAUAUUAGUAAACAAUUAUUAUAUAAACAAGUAGAAGAUGCAAUUAAAUCGUCACAUUUAUAUGACAGUGAACAAGUUAAGUUACCUGUAAAGAAGGAUCCAUCAAGACCUGCAUGGAAUUUCCCUAGAGAAUAUGGUAUUAGUUAUCAACGUAAAAUAGAACUAUUAACAACAAAAUUAUUAAAAAUCUGUGAAACAUUUAGUGAAAAUAAAAAUAAAUACUUAUUAAAUAAUGGUACAAUAUUAACAUCAUUUGAAAAAGAUUCACUUUUAUAUCAAUUAGAUGUUAAUAUUGAUAAAUUAUUAACAUCGAAUCAACGAUUAUCACCACUAAUAUCUGACUAUCAACAAUAUGUUUUAAAUAAUCAAACUCAAAAAGAUCAAAAACAAGCUAAUAAUAAUUCAAUAUACCCAUUAAAAUGUAAUAUUUCAAUACCAACAACAUUUUAUUAUGAUUCUAAUCGUAAUAUAUAUCCAAUAAAUAAUGCCAAUUAUAUUCCACAUACGUUAUUUGUGUCGUAUAAUAAAUGUAAUGUACAUAAUUUAUAUGAAACGGAAGUUACUGAUGAACAAAUCACAAGUCGAACGUUAAUGAAAUUAUAUGCUACUGUUUCGGCAUAUGUGCAACAAUUUAAUCUAAUAAAUAAAACAACAGAAGAUAUAUCCGAACCAAUAACAAUACAAAGUGUCACAAGUGAUGGUCAAUUUUAUGAAUUUGGUAUUUUACAAGUGAACACAAUUAAUUUAGAAAAUAAUAUUCAAAAUAUAUGGUGGACAUCAGAUAAAAUUAAUUUAUUUGAUCAAUGCCAAUAUUUAAAUGGUAGACCAACAUGUACCAGCAAAGCUGAAAGCCAUCAUGGUCAUCAUUUUAAUACACAGGUUAUUGAUUAUUUAUUCGCAUUCUAUAAUCACCAUUAA
This is a messenger RNA of Chrysoperla carnea, 1563 nucleotides long. RefSeq names its product 39S ribosomal protein L37, mitochondrial (gene mRpL37). The transcript has 6 exons. The record is from RefSeq and is a predicted model, not a curated record. Bases 229 to 1563 code for a protein of 444 amino acids. Gene Ontology annotation, biological process: translation. Gene Ontology annotation, molecular function: structural constituent of ribosome. Lineage: Eukaryota; Metazoa; Arthropoda; Insecta; Neuroptera; Chrysopidae. Gene Ontology annotation, cellular component: ribosome; mitochondrion.